AGCCUCUUCCCCUGUCCCUUUGCCCCCUGAGACUCACCUCACGUUCCCGUUAGAGAGAGUGAGGACCUCUCCUCGGCAGCACACCGAGUUUCUCCAUCAUCUCUCUUUCUCCAUCAGUCCAUCUGAUCUUCAGAUUCGCUGCUGGACACCUGAACACGCUUCGCUGCCAUGUCGGACAACGAGGAAGUGGUGGAGUAUGAGGAGGAGGUGGAAGAAGAGGAGGCCGCCGAAGAGGCGACGCAGGAAGAAGACAAACCUGCUGGAGAGGAGGAGGCCGGUGAAGAACAAGAUGAAGACGGGGAAGUGGAAGAAGGAGAAGGAGAAGAAGAGGAAACGAAACCAAAAUUUAAGCCAUUUAUCAUGCCGAACCUCAUCCCUCCCAAGAUCCCAGAUGGAGAGAAGGUGGAUUUUGACGAUAUACAUCGUAAAAGGAUGGAGAAGGACCUGAUGGAGCUUCAAACUUUGAUCGAGGUUCACUUUGUGGGCAGAAAGAAGGAAGAAGAAGAGCUCAUUCAUCUCAAGGAUAGGAUUGAGAAGCGCCGCUCUGAGCGGGCAGAGCAGCACAGAAUCCGCAGCGAAAGAGAUAAAGAGCGUCAGAAGCGUCUUGAGGACGAAAGAACUCGUAAAGAGGAGGAGGAGGCCAAGAGGAGAGCAGACGACGAUGCCAAGAAGAAGAAAACUCUGACCAGCCUCCACUUCGGAGGGUACAUGCAGAAGUUGACAGAGAAACGGAGUGGUAAGAGGCAGACCGAGAGAGAGAAGAAGAAGAAGAUCCUGAGUGACAGACGCAAAUCUCUGGACAUUGAGAAUUUAGGCCAGGAUAAGCUCAAGGAAAAAGCUCAGGAGUUGUGGGAAUGGAUGAAUCAGCUGGAGGCGGAGAAGUUUGACAUGCAGUAUCAGCUCAGCACACAGAAAUAUGAGAUUAAUGUGCUGAGGAAUCGUGUCAGCGAUCAUCAGAAAACAUCCAAGAGGACCAAGAGAGGACUGAGGAAAUAGAUGCUGACAUGAUGAGUGAGCAGUGUAUCCAGGAGCCCUGUCGUCUACCACCUUAAUCCAAGUCCUGGCUUUUCCUGCCGCACCCCAGUCCCACCUGUUUCCCCAAUAGCACCGCGCACAGUGCCAAUCAUAACCACCCCAUAAUUUGAAUAGGAUGCUUUGUGUUUAAGGGUGUAAAUAAAACCAUCUAAUUUCA
This is a messenger RNA of Scophthalmus maximus (turbot), 1192 nucleotides long. It is a transcript of the gene tnnt2a, whose product is annotated as troponin T type 2a (cardiac). Lineage: Eukaryota; Metazoa; Chordata; Actinopteri; Pleuronectiformes; Scophthalmidae. Gene Ontology annotation, biological process: sarcomere organization; regulation of muscle contraction; cardiac muscle contraction. Gene Ontology annotation, cellular component: troponin complex. Gene Ontology annotation, molecular function: troponin I binding; tropomyosin binding; troponin C binding. The record is from RefSeq and is a predicted model, not a curated record. The coding region runs from base 169 to 996 and encodes 275 amino acids. The transcript is spliced from 15 exons.